AUGUGUCGCAUGCUAUCGUCCAUCGUUCCCCUGUUAUUACUAGCAGCGAAUGUUUUGUGCGCAGUCAACCCUAGUGACGAUGAAGUUGGUGUCGGCAGAUAUAUUAUCGAAGGCAGAGUGUUUCCGCCAGAAAACAGCGACGCGAGUAACUGGCAGAUCGACACAAGAAUCCACGUGAACGCUGGAGAAUACAUAGGUUUUGUUAAGAACGACGGUACAUUUACUUUACACAAUGUACCUUCAGGGUCGUACGUCGUCGAGAUUGUUCACCCUGAUUACAUGUAUGAGCCUGUUCGUGUAGAAAUCAACUCCAGAGGUAGAAUAAGAGCUAGGAGAGUAAACUACAUCCAAACAUCACAAGUCAUUCAAGUGCCGUACCCCUUGAAAAUGAAGGCUGCGACUCGCUUUAGAUAUUUCCAAGUACGAGAACAAUGGAGAAUCACAGACUUCCUCUUUAACCCGAUGGUAAUAAUGAUGGUGUUGCCGCUAUUCCUAAUUAUGAUCCUCCCAAAAAUGAUGAAUGACCCAGAAACUAAAGAGGAUUUAAAGCAGUUCGGUGACAUUGCCAAGAUGACAGAGUUUCCAGAAAUGUCAGAAUAUUUUGCCUCAUUCUUCAGUGGUGGGGCAAAACCGGGUGCUGCAAAGGCCAAACAAAACAAAAAAAGACAAUAA
Messenger RNA from Leptosia nina, 672 nucleotides. The record is from the annotation of a GenBank genome assembly. Lineage: Eukaryota; Metazoa; Arthropoda; Insecta; Lepidoptera; Pieridae.